AUGGGAAGCGGCGGCCAUUCCAGCAACGCCUUGGACCGUAGCAUGGAUAGAAACAACUGGAUCUUCUUGAGGCGUCAUUUCGUAAAGGAACCGUACCCGAGUACUGCUCAACGAAUGGAACUGAUGAGGAACACACAACUUCCUGAAGCGAGAAUUCAGGUAUGGUUCUCGAAUAGACGAGCCAAAUGGCGACGUACACAGCAGGAGAGUAGUGGAUCAUCGAUAGAAAGGGAGGAUGAUGACGGUCCACCGGUGCUCAAAAAGAGCAGGAGCGAAAGUUCGGACACCAUGGUUGAAGCGUCGCCACCACAGAAGAAGUCGACAAUUUUCAAGCCCUACGAGUGA
Ostertagia ostertagi is the source of this 345-nucleotide messenger RNA. NCBI's taxonomy places the organism in Eukaryota, Metazoa, Nematoda, Chromadorea, Rhabditida, Trichostrongylidae. The record is from the annotation of a GenBank genome assembly.